UAUUAAUAUAAAACUAUUGAAAGCAUGCACAUCCACAACACAAAUGUGCAAACAAUAUCAUCAAAAAGGGGAAAAUAGACUACGUUCAUUGGUAUUUCUUAUUCAUUCUAAAUAAAGAUUAGAAUAUGAUCAAGAGAACAAAUUGAAAUAAUACAUUUUCCUUUCAUUGUAUGUACAGUAAAUACACUGCAAUGUGCACUGCACGCUCUACUACACAUAUCUAAAUAAACAUUAUGCAAUUAACUGCACUGUAAUUUUAUAAUUAUUAUUGUUGUAUAAAUUAAUAAUAAACUCAUAACUCCUCUCUAAAUUACAUGAUAUGCUGUCCCACUUUGCCAAUAUGCUUCCGGUAAAAUUGGACAGAGAAUAUAAUUAUUCGCUAUAAAAUAUGUUCAGAUAAAUUGGAAUUAUUUUACACAUUUUCAAUACACUUUUACAUUAGAAAUCAUUAUAUCUAACAUAAAAAAAUUGAAUUUUUUCCAAGAUUUCCUGACCAUUGCUUUUUUUCCACUGGUGUUCAUGAAAUGAGCCCUGCCACGCAUCCCAAUGUUAUGUCAUCAACUUAAAACCCCUCAAAAGUAAAUAUGGAUAUAAGGGGUGUCAAGCUUAACUGUCGCACUUUCCCCAUAUUCACCCAACUUUUAUAUGAGUUCUUGGCAUGUUUCAAUGUCAAAACAAGUUAAAUGCAAGCAGAUUUGAGAGGAACACUGUCACCUAGCUGCUAGCUAAAACAUACCUGAAGACCAAACGUUGCCAUAUAUUAUAAUGUGAGUUGCAACUAGCUUUUAGUAGUCUUUUUCUCUCUCACACACACAAUUUUAAAAAAAGUGUAUGUGUGUGUGUGUUGCGCAGAUCUCGCGAUAGUGUUGCGGUCGCUCAGCGGCAGUCACUGGUGCAGCAGGGCUGAGGGAGACGGAGAGAGAAGGUAAGCGGGUUGGCUGCAUCAUGGCGGAUAGAGACAGUGGAAGUGAGCACGGUGGAUUUGCUACAGGCCCCGGCGCCAGCCCAGCUCACCCGGGUGAGAUGGGCGCAGCAUCGCGGCUCCAGCACGACACGGAGGAGCUCGCGUCGAAGCGGGUUGAUAUCCAAAACAAACGCUUCUAUCUGGACGUGAAGCAGAACGCCAAAGGCCGCUUUCUGAAGAUAGCAGAGGUCGGGGCCGGGGGAAACAAGAGCCGCCUGACUCUCUCCAUGUCGGUGGCCGUGGAGUUCCGCGACUACCUGGGAGACUUCAUCGAGCACUACGCCCAGCUGGGCCCCAGCAACCCUGACGUGGUGCAGGAUGAACCCAGGAGGGCGCUUAAGAGCGAGUUCCUGGUGCGGGAGAAUCGGAAGUACUACAUGGAUCUGAAGGAGAACCAGAGGGGGAGGUUUCUGAGGAUCCGGCAGACCGUGAAUCGGGGUCCCGGAAUGGGAUCGUCGCAAGGCCAGACUAUCGCUCUUCCAGCUCAAGGACUCAUCGAGUUCCGCGACGCCUUGGCCAAACUUAUCGACGACUUCGGAUUGGACGAGGACCCCGCGGAGCUGCCGGAGGGCACCUCAUUGACUGUGGACAACAAGCGCUUCUUCUUCGAUGUGGGCUCCAACAAGUACGGAGUGUUCAUGCGGGUCAGCGAAGUGAAGCCCACCUACCGCAACUCCAUCACGGUGCCCUGCAAAGUGUGGUCGAAAUUCGGCACGACGUUCUGCAAAUACGCCGACGAGAUGAAAAAGAUCCAGGAGAGGAGCAGAGAGAGGAGGGCGCGAGAGAUGCUACCGGAGGGCCUGCACGGAGACGACGGGGACGAGGAUUAAUGGAUAAAUGCCCGACAUUGAAACGAGACAUGAAAAUCAGACGUUACUGUAAUGCGAGAUUUGAGAUGGAUCGCUCUACACACAACCCUCACAGACUUUAACAGUUGCAUCUCUUCACCCAUCGCCGGAUGUUACCCACUUACCAACCAUUUAACACAUUUGAGCUCUCCACCAGCAAAUGUAUGCCUUUGCUUUCAGACCACUGACUAGUAUUGGUUUGAUGCACAACAGGCUGUGGAAAGAACCUGUUGGAUGGUACUGUGACUCUGAGCUGGAUUGGCAGAGCUAUUUCAAGUCCAAGUCCUCCAAUUAGAGGAGCUGAUUCCAAUGUCACCUGCAUUUAUGAGCAGAAAGUGCAUUUUUGAGCAAAUGGGACUGCGCAAACAUAUCCGCACUUUCCAUUUCCAGCAGAAACAACCUGGAACCAGUUAAAAAAAAAAAUGACAAGCUACCGUUUUAACUUUAUCUACAUCUUAAUGUCCUAAUUACAAUAAGUUGUAUGCGUGCGUGUCUGAUAAUUAAACAUUUCCCCAUCCCUGUUGUUAAACCAUGGCCAGUCACAGACUUUGGUUAGUUCUCAUAUGUCACGAUUCUUUGGUCUCACAAGCUCAAGGCUUUGACCAGCUUAGCAUGUAACUGUGAGCAUAUGUGAGAGUUUUGCGUACUAAGCAGACUGUCCAGGAGUUGUUUGGGAUGGGGGUUCUGCAUCAAGGGUCAAUGCACAAGGAGGGUAUUCACAUAUCCCACCAAUCAUCUCCUUUUUAUUCCCUAUCAAAUGUGUUGUACUUAAAAAUAUAUAUAUGACCUGUGAUGUGUGUGUAUAUAUGGUUUGUUACAUAUGAUGCUCCUCUUUAUU
Messenger RNA from Xyrauchen texanus (razorback sucker), 2650 nucleotides. Its product is annotated as transcriptional activator protein Pur-alpha-like. The record is from RefSeq and is a predicted model, not a curated record. The transcript is spliced from 2 exons. Bases 946 to 1794 code for a protein of 282 amino acids. Gene Ontology annotation, biological process: regulation of transcription by RNA polymerase II. Gene Ontology annotation, cellular component: nucleus. NCBI's taxonomy places the organism in Eukaryota, Metazoa, Chordata, Actinopteri, Cypriniformes, Catostomidae. Gene Ontology annotation, molecular function: RNA polymerase II transcription regulatory region sequence-specific DNA binding; DNA-binding transcription factor activity, RNA polymerase II-specific; purine-rich negative regulatory element binding.